Messenger RNA from Ceratitis capitata (Mediterranean fruit fly), 3971 nucleotides. RefSeq lists its product as uncharacterized. Bases 1039 to 3816 code for a protein of 925 amino acids. Gene Ontology annotation, biological process: monocarboxylic acid transport; transmembrane transport. The record is from RefSeq and is a predicted model, not a curated record. The transcript has 6 exons. Gene Ontology annotation, molecular function: monocarboxylic acid transmembrane transporter activity. Lineage: Eukaryota; Metazoa; Arthropoda; Insecta; Diptera; Tephritidae.
UAGAAAAAAUAGCAAUUUUAAGCGCUAAAUUAAUAGUGUUGAUUUUCUGUGAUUUUAAUCAAAUUAUUAACAAAAAUUAUUUUAAUAAGCAAAAUAAAACAAAAAAAUUUAUUGAAAUUGUUUGUGAGUGUAUUAAAAACAAAAACAACAACAAUAACAACAACAUAAAUAUUAAUAACAGCUCGCCUAGUGAAAUUAAUCCCAUACCAAUUGAACCAAAAGUGAACUUUCAAGCAGCGCAAAAGCACAUAGAAACUAGUCAAGAAGGACAAGAGUCGAGGGAAGCAGCAAAGCAGUUCUUAAGGAACUUCCAGCUUAGACCCGCAAACAUAAAUAGAGCUUUAUUUACUGUUGGCAUAUUGCUGUGAAUACGAAACCACGCAAAGAGAGCCGUUGCAAGCUUCGCCACAGUCGCUUUCUCAGCGCCAAAUCGUCGUGUGGUGCGUCGUAUAUUUUUUGAAAUAGAAACAGUUCAAGCAGGAUAUAGAUUACCAGGCGCUUUUGAAGAAUAAGAAGAGCAACACAAAUAGACCUACUCGUAUCGUUAUCAAAAAUAUACGAAACUUUGAAGCGGCGGACGAGUAUUGGUGUGUACGAGAUCUCAAGAACGUCGAAAACUGACGAGGAGACAGACUCGGAGCGCCACAGAGAAGACCACGUGCUUGCGCCGUGAGCAUAGCGCUGAAGGAAAACUUAAUAGAAGAAGAAGAAGACGAAGACGAAGAAGAAACUAAGAGCUUAAGAAAUAAUAAAAAGAAAAAAUAUUCCUGGAGCAUAACGAAAAGGUCGAGUACAAUAAACGAAAUUUUGCUGAAAUCCAUUGUGUUCAAGACGAAAUCAGACGUACACAAACAAAAAAAAUCAACAACAAAAAAAUUAUUGAAUUAACUUAUAAUUGGAAAAAAACCGUUAAAUAUACCUUAAAUAAAUCGCAUAAAAUCGUUUUUGUACCAAUCUUCGUAAAAAACAACCACACCACCUGCAUCACCACCACCAAAACCACCACCCCGUUAGUUAUAAUACACAACACCCCACAACAUGGUUGCGAAUCAAACCAAUACAAAGGCCAAGCCAGACGGUGCAGCCUACCAGAACCUCUCCACACCCACGGAGAUCGAAUCGAUUGCGGCCUCCAUGUCGCCUACACCCACAACAACACCACUGAAUAAAUCCAUCAAACAUGAUUUCUUCCCCGAGGUGAAGUUUUGCGACCUCUCGGCCAGUGACUUAAAUGACGGCGAUGGCGAUGGCGAUGGUGAUGGCGAUUAUGCGGCCAGUGAACGUUUAAUCAAACAUUGUCUGAUCACCGUAGACGAUGGUAAUGGCGGCUUGACUAGCACUAUCAACACAACAACAACAUUCGCAUUAAUGGAGGGUAAUGAUGUUAAGAAGCGUACGCGUUUAAUUUCAAAUGAAUCGGGCGAUUCGAUAGAUUCGGGUUCGACUGAUAAGAAGAAGCCGGAAAUACCGGAUGGUGGCUACGGUUGGGUAGUCGUAAUGUCUUCACUUGUCGUCUCGCUAAUCGCGGACGGCUUAUCAUUCUCAUUUGGUCUCAUCAAUUCACAAUUGCUGGAUUAUUUUGGCGAAUCGCCCUCGAAGACAGCCUGGAUUAGUUCAUUGUUCUUCUCGGUGCCAUUGCUGAUGGGUCCGAUUUGGUCAAAUUUAGUUGACAAUUAUGGCUGUCGUAAGAUGACUAUUUUUGGCGGGCUGCUGUCGGCCAUUGGAUUUGGACUGUCUUCGUUUUGUAACUCAGUGGAGAUGUUGAUGUUAACUUUUGGCGUCAUAUCCGGCCUAGGACUGGGUAUUGGUUAUGUGACAGCUGUGGUAUCAAUCGCUUUUUGGUUCGAUAAGAAACGUACAUUCGCCACGGGUAUUGGCGCUUCGGGCACGGGUAUUGGCACAUUCUUAUAUGCACCGCUCACGCAAUGGCUCAUCGACACGUACGGCUGGCGUGGCGCUACACUCAUACUCGCCGGCACCAUGCUCAAUACUUGUGUGUGUGGCGCGCUGAUGCGAGAUCCCGAUUGGCUGAUUGAGGAGAACCGACUCGAGAGCCGUUCACAAAGUGUCACCACAUUUUCGAAUUCAAGCGUUUGUCUUGAGGAAAUUAAAAAACUACUCGAUACAGGCAUAACCAAGGAGGCUGUACUAGACACUUUGGUGACGAAGAAUAACACCGAAGCCAAUCAGCAGAUUGAUGAUCCUCAUGAGCACGUUAUGAAACGCUAUCGUAGUGAAAUAUUCCUACCAACCUAUUUGGGUUCGCAGGAUCUAGAAUGUCCGUACGAGAUUAAAAGCCGCAGUCGACGUUCGCUGCGUCACAAGGAGGGCAUGGAAGCGCCUUCACGCGAAAAUUUACUCUCAAUGUCAUCGACUGGUCCCAAUCCAACGGCAACCAUUAUCGGCUCACCAGAUGACACAAUGAUGGGCGGCAUUGCCGAGACCGCUGCUGAGGAGGCGAAAAAGAGCUUUUUAGCUUCAAUGGAGACACUCUCACCGUCUGAGAAAAAUUCAUUUGAUCGUGCUACACCAUCGUGCGGUUCGAUGUCUUCGCAACAUGAUUUCGGUGGUGUACAUUCAAAUGUACUACCACCAACUCCGCGUCUAUAUCAACGCAAUACCAGUAAUGAGGGAAAUAUCGCCAACUCACGUUACUCUCUAAAUGAGAAUUUCUUUAGCGCGAAAAAUGCCUAUGCUACAUUUGGAGACUUAAAGCCGAAUGGCUUGCGGCACAAUUCAGUUGAUAUACUGAGCGAUGAGACUUACUAUAUGUCAAUUAAAAACGAUACCACUGGCCUUUUAGAUGGUAAUUUUAGAAAACAUCACAAUGAUCCGACAAUUGUAACGAUACCGGAGAACGAGGCCGCCGCCGCCACCAAGUCGUCGAGACGUGCACGCGCCGACAGCAUUAGUGGUAUGCGUCGGCUGUCAAAGUCAAAGAAGCCGGUUGGUGUACGUCCGAGUCUGCGCUAUAAUACGUCGAUAAAGAAUUCGAAUUUUCUCAAAAAUAUGCGUAUACAUCGUAACUCGAUACAUUAUCGGGGCGCUAUGCUGAAUACACAUCGUUAUCGACUGCGUGCAUCUUCGUGUCCCAACAUAUACAGGAACUCGAUGACGACUAUCGCUAAGGAAGAAGAAGACACAUGGUACGAAACCGUAAUUGACACGAUGAAGACAGUAUUUGAUUUUUCAAUGUUUAUGGAUUUGAAAUUUACAUUAUUUAAUUUAUCAACAUUGUUCUUAUUCAUAUGGUUCAUUAUUCCAUAUCUGUAUCUACCCGAACACAUGAAGCUGCACGGUUACGAAACAUCGGAUAGCGCACAAAUGAUAUCGGCAAUUGGUAUUGCGCAAACGAUUGGCAUGAUCGGCUUGGGUUACGUUGGCGAUCGUCCGUGGAUGAAUGUGAAUAUUUGUUAUUCAGCGUGUAUGGUGGUUUGUGGCGUUUCCGUGCUGCUAAUGCCCAUACUGGUGUACAGUUACAUUGGCUUGUUGUUGGCAUGCAUCAUUUUUGGCUUCACCUUUGCCAGUUCAUUUUCAUUUACACCCAGCAUUUUGGUCAGUAUUGUGGAUUUAGAUGACUUCACCUGUGCCUACGGAUUGGUGCUUUUGGUGCAAGGUGUCGGUAUGAUUGCAGGACCACCAAUCGCUGGUGCGAUUUACGAAAUGACGCUGAGAUGGGAUAAUGCAUUCUAUUUUGCUGGUGUAUUUGUUGCCUUAUCUGGCGUGGCCUCUUAUUUGAUAGAAUUCUGCGAGAAACGAGAAAAGGGCAGCGACAGCGAUGUCUCCGACACUAAGAAAGCUAAUUUGAUACAUUAAAUUUCUAAAUACACCCACACAUACAUAUACGCAUAUGUUUAAUAAAUUUAUGUAAACAGAUUUCUAUCAACUAAACAUACAUACAUACAUACAUAGACUUACAUACAUGCCUAAAUAGUAAUUAUUGAUUAGAGAAAUGAAAUGAAAUUUUGUUU